CCAGGCGGAAGCGGCGGCGCGGGGGCUGCCGGGAGCGGGGCGGUGGUCGCGGGUGGCGAUCGAUCCCGAUCGAUCCCGAUUGAUCCCGAUCGGCCGCGAUCGAUCCGGGCCCCGGGGCCCUCCCCCCGCCGCGAUGUUCUUCACGUGCGGCCCCAACGAGGCCAUGGUGGUGUCGGGUCUGUGCCGCAGCCCCCCGGUGCUGGUGGCCGGGGGUCGGGUGCUGGUGAUCCCCUGCCUGCAGCAGAUCCAGCGGAUCUCGCUGAACACGCUGACGCUGCCCGUGCGCAGCGAGAAGGUUUACACGCGGCACGGGGUGCCCAUCUCGGUCACUGGCAUCGCUCAGGUGAAGAUCCAGGGGCAGAACAAGGAGAUGCUGGCGGCCGCCUGCCAGAUGUUCCUGGGCAAGUCGGAGUCCGAGAUCGGCCAGAUCGCCCUGGAGACCCUCGAGGGCCACCAGAGGGCCAUCAUGGCCCACAUGACCGUCGAGGAGAUCUACAAGGACCGGCAGAAGUUCUCGGAUCAGGUUUUCCGGGUGGCCUCGUCCGACCUCGUCAACAUGGGGAUCUCCGUGGUCAGCUACACACUCAAGGACGUGCACGACGAGCAGGAUUACCUGCGCUCCCUGGGGAAGGCCCGCACGGCUCAGGUGCAGCGCGACGCCCGCGUGGGAGAGGCCGAGGCCAAGCGGGACGCCGGGAUACGGGAGUCCCGGGCCCGGCAGGAGCAGCUCUCGGCCCAGCUGCUCUCCGAGGGGGCCACGGCUCGCUCCGAGCGGGAUUUCCGGCUGUGCCAGGCCCAGUGUGACGGCACCGUCAGCGCCCGCCGCGCCCCCGCCGAGCUCGCCUUCCAGCUCCAGGCGGCCCGCACGCAGCAGGCGAUCGCGGAGCAGCGGGCGCAGGUGGAGGUGGUGGAGCGGGCGCAGCGGGCGCAGCUGCAGGAGCAGGAGGUCGGGCGGCGCCAGCGGGAGCUCGAGGCCACCGUCCGCAAACCCGCCGAGGCCGAGAGGUUCCGCCUCGAGCGCCUGGCCGAGGCCCAGAGGACGCAGGUGCUACUCCAGGCGGAGGCCGAGGCCGAGGCCCUCAAGGUGACGGGGGCGGCGCGAGCGGCCGCCGUGUCCUCCCGGGCUCGCGCCGAAGCCGCCGCCGCCGCCGCCAAGGCCGAGGCCUUCGGGCAGUUCCAGGAGGCCGCCGUCGUCGAGAUGGUGCUCAACAGGCUGCCCCAGGUGGCCGAGGCGGUGGCCCAGCCCCUGCUGGGGACCCGCCGGGUGACCCUGGUGGCCUCGGGCGGCUCCGGCGCCGUCGGCGUCUCCCGAAUUCCCGGCGAGAUCCUGGAGCUCGUCACCCGCCUGCCCCAGAGCGUGGGGGCGCUGGCACAGGUGACCCUGACGGAGCCUGAAGGUGCCACCGGAGCCACCCAAGUGUCCCCAAGUGCCACCAAAGUGUCCCCAAGUGCCACCAGCGGGACCCCCCCGGGCACCACCAACCCCCCCAAGUGACCCCAAAGCGUCCCCAAGUGCCACCACCCCCCAGGGCCACCAAACUGUCCCCAAAUGACCCCAAAGUGACCUUAAAGUGCCACCAACCCCCUGGGCCACCCUCAUGUCCCCAAGUGCCACCCCCCUGUCCCCAAAGUGCCACCCCCCCAAUGCCAUCAUGUCCCCAAAUGCCACCACCCCCCUGGGCCACCAAACUGUCCCCAAAUGACCCCAAAGUGUCCCCAAGUGCCACCAACCCCCUGGGCCACCAUCAUGUCCCCAAGUGCCACCCCCCUGUCCCCAAAGUGCCACCCCCCCAAUGCCAUCAUGUCCCCAAGUGCCACCACCCCGCAGUGCCCCCAAACUGUCCCCAAGUGAUCCCAAAGUGUCCCCAAGUGCCACCAACCCCUGUGACACCGAACUGUCCCCAAAGUGCCACCCCCCAAAUGCCAUCGUGUCCCCAGGUGCCACCCCCCUGUCCCCAGGUGCCACCCCCCCAAUGCCAUCAUGUCCCCAAGUGCCACCACCCCCCAGUGCCCCCAAACUGUCCCCAAGUGACCCCAAAGUGUCCCCAAGUGCCACCAACCCCCUGGGCCACCAUCAUGUCCCCAAGUGCCACCCCCCUGUCCCCAAAUGCCACCACCCCCCAGUGCCCCCAAACUGUCCCCAAAUGACCCCAAAGUGUCCCCAAGUGCCACCAACCCCUGUGACACCCUCAUUGUCCCCAAAGUGCCACCACCCCCCAGAGUGUCCCUGAGGUGCCACCACCCCCCGAAGUGUCCCCAAAGUGCCACCACCCCCCUGAGCUCAUCUUGUCCCCAAAGUGCCACCUCCCAGUGUCACCCUGUCCCCAAAGUGUCCCCAAGGAAGGUGCCACCACCCCCUGAGUGUCCCCAGAGUGUCCCCAAAGUGCCACCACCCCCCAAAGUGUCCCCAGAGUGUCCCCAACUCAAUAAAGUGGCAGCGCCGGCA
Messenger RNA from Pseudopipra pipra, 2446 nucleotides. Its product is annotated as flotillin-1-like. Gene Ontology annotation, biological process: regulation of receptor internalization; positive regulation of cell junction assembly; positive regulation of endocytosis. The record is from RefSeq and is a predicted model, not a curated record. Lineage: Eukaryota; Metazoa; Chordata; Aves; Passeriformes; Pipridae. Gene Ontology annotation, cellular component: cytoplasmic vesicle; plasma membrane; flotillin complex.